AUGCCACUUCAAAAAAUCAAGGACCCGUUCCACAAACUCAAGGAGACGCUGUCCAAAUACCUACCGUCUUCUACAAAAGCAACUACACCAACAAUGACAACAUCAUCGAUCUUCGGCCUUGGAAAGCGACCUGAGCCUCCGAAGGCGUCAAAUCCUGUACCCCAGAUCUCUGCCGGCGGAUCGCGCAGCAACAGGAUGUUCCCGAAGGAGCUAUCGCCCGAUCUGGUGCUGUUCAACAAUAUCUUUGCACAGCUGCAUAUGGAGUGCAGAGCUUGUCAUGCAGAGUUACUGCUGGAUAUCGAUACACAUCUCCAAACCUGGCUCACUGGCACGCAAGUCAUCCCGCCAAACUCUCAGAUUUCUGUCUUGCACUGCCAAAAGUGUGAUCAUUCGACUUGCGUUGGAUGUGGUGGCGCGCCAAAGCUGAACAAACACCACUUCUUCACAACCAUCGGCGUGGUCAAUCAUUGCUGCUAUGAAGGCAAACUCUUUGGUAUAUGGCUUCUCCUUGCCAGAUUCGACAAAGCUGAAUUGCCAGUCACACAGGCAUCGACCUCCGCCAAUCCGAAAAGAGGAGUCAAACCGAAACCAAAGAUGCCACAUGCCUCAGCCCAAAAUGGUGUUGGAUACAGCUCGAGUGGUGACCCAUACGGUGCAUAUUACGAAAUGGACCACGAUCAGUUUGCUGCAUACCUUGAUGAUUAUGAUGCCAACGAAUCUGAGGAUUUCCCCCCGAGUGCUAUGCCACCAAUGCCGAUGCCGGGAUUCCAUGGACACUACAUUGGUCCUCCAACUUAUGUAGUACGAGCACCUUCCAUCAAAUGCACAGAGGAGAAGACAAAAUCCCAAGACGAGCUGCUCAUCGAUACCCUCAAGCUUUUAACGACCUUCUUGCCUGGCCCUGGCUCGCCGUCGGGUCCAAUCGAAGAGAUUCGACUAUAUCGCCUUAGUUUCCUCUUCGACAGGAUCGCCGAGUUGCUUCGAAAUGAUUCUAUAAUCGACAUCACACAGAGGAAGAAGCUCUAUAGAGAAGUCUUUACGUUUGUCCAAGCUGUCGCAAACUCCCCUGACCUCGUUGGACUUUUGCUAGAAGAGCGCCCCGAUAAAUGCAAUAGCCCUGGCAUUCAUAGUAUCCAAAAAUCGUCGCACAGGCCAGGAUUCGCCCUUGAAAACCUUCAAGAUAUUCCAGGAAUAUUCGCGCCGUCGGUAUUCACAGGCAGCUUAGACACGUACCGUCAAGCUAAAUCGUUCCUUACCAUUUCCAACAUGCCACAAGGAGAUCAGCCUGGAGCUCCGGUAUUGAUCAGGAACAAGGCCCCGUCCAUUUCUCGGGAGAAGAGAGACGACGAUGAUUCGGUCCAAAUGUGUCAGCUUAUCAUUGACAUAUACGAGUAUCUGCAGAAGCACAAGGAUCGCCCGACGGUUGCGGUUGACCAUACCGAUAUCUGGACAAAGUUUGCGGAAGAAAAUAGGGUAACAUUCGAUGACGAUGUACUUAAAAAUCAUCGCUUCAUAGCCGAGAUUAAAAACCUCAAGGCAUCAAAUACGAAGGGCCGACUCGUAACCAUUGGCAAGGAAGUGGCAACUAUGACAACCUCUCUUCCCGCGGGUAUCUUUGUCAAGGUUGCUGAAUCCCGAUCCGAUGUUAUGAAGGUUCUCAUCGUUGGCUCCGAAGGCUCACCAUAUGCUCAUGGGUUGUUCAUUUUUGAUCUUUUCCUUGAUGCCAACUAUCCUUUUAGCCCUCCCAAAAUGUCCUUUGUCCUUGACGGUAAUGAUAGCGAGACCUAUUCGUUCAACCCUAAUUUGCACCGAGGUGGUGGCGUCUGCUUAUCCCUUCUGAAUACGUGGGAAGGUAAUCCUAGUGAGAUGUGGCAGCCGAUGAAAAGCACCGUCCUCUCUGUCCUCAUUAGUAUUCAAGCUAUGAUCCUCGGUGCCCCGGUCCCUUGGGUUAACGAACCCGGAUUUUCGAACCAAGAAAGUACGCCCCAGGCCAAAGACCAUAAGUUGCUUAUGCAGACCAAAACCGUCAAAUAUGCCAUGAUAGGUUGGCUUGAGAAUAAGUUCAGCAUCCCUGACGCAAAGGACUACGUUUGGAAGGAUACCAGUCAGAUGUACUGGAAGCACAAUGGUAAGGCUGCAUUCGAGACUGUGAAGGCAUGGGCGGUCGACAAUCCUGAUUUGGAGAAAUUCGGUGCUAAGUCUGCGGCUCCUAAGAGAAGAAAGGGCAAGAGUAAGGAAGUCCAGGCUGGGUCGGUCCCAACGCAGGAUCUCGUCGAGAAGCUUGCUCAGUGUCUGGGCCUGCCUUGCGACAAUUCAUCCCACAAGCGCAAAGCCAGCUCAUCUGGUAAAUCUAAUGACUCGAAGAAGCUGAAGUCCGAAUCCUCAGAAGAUGACAGCGUCGAGUCCCGAUGGUAUUACAAGGGUGCGAAGACGACGAAGGAUGUUCGCGCCGCCUGUAAGGAGUUCGGUAUUGGCUCUGCUCCCACAAUUGAUGCCUGCAUUACCAAACUGGAGAAGCAUGUCAAUACCAAGGGAAAGGCGAGCGAGGAGUUGGUUGAGAAGUGGGGCGAGAUGAGAGAGGUUUUCCGUGUCGUUGAGGCUGAUUGA
Hyaloscypha bicolor E is the source of this 2607-nucleotide messenger RNA. RefSeq lists its product as uncharacterized. Gene Ontology annotation, molecular function: ubiquitin conjugating enzyme activity. The coding region runs from base 1 to 2607 and encodes 868 amino acids. The record is from RefSeq and is a predicted model, not a curated record. The transcript is spliced from 8 exons. Lineage: Eukaryota; Fungi; Ascomycota; Leotiomycetes; Helotiales; Hyaloscyphaceae.